AUGGCGGUCGAACUGGUUUCAGACGCUCCGUGGUAUUUCGGAGAAAUAAGCAGAGAAAAAGCUAAUGAAAUUCUUAUUGAUCAACCCGUUGGGACAUUCUUGAUCCGUGAUAGCACAACAAAGUCAGGUUACGUGCUUGCGAUUAAAGAAGCAAACGAAGUCAAGCGUUAUCUUCUGACAUGGGCACCUCAACUCAAUAAGUUCAAGUUUGGUGACACUCUUUAUUCUUCGCUAGAUGAAUUAGUCAGACUUCACACUUCACACUCAUCAAAUACUCGUAUGAGACAGCCAGCUCAAAAAGCUACUUAUGCUGCUUUAUAUUCAUUUCAAGCACAGGAAGAGGGAGAUCUUUCCUUCCAGAGGGGAGACUUGUUAACUUUCAUCAGACAAAAGAGGGAGUGGAUCCUGUGUAAAUCAAGCGAUAACCGUAUUGGUUGGGUUCCUUCAAAUUACUUGACUCCUUUUACACCUGAAAUCGUCGCUAGAUUGAAGGGUCUUGGUGACCAACUUGGUUUGACCUACUGUCAUAUGCUCAAAUCUGUUCAGUUACCAGCUACAGGGAAGGUUGUAAGGGCUAGAAAUCCCAGCAUCUUUGCGACAAAUCAUUUGAAGGUGGAGUGCGAUGACGAAGUUCAAAUCAGAAAACUGCUUCCUGAUGGAUUCUGUGAAGUCUGGCGAGAACGUGAUCAAGUUGGUGGCUUAGUACCAAUCAAUUUCCUUAAAAUUGAAUGUAACUGA
This is a messenger RNA of Schistosoma turkestanicum, 738 nucleotides long. The record is from the annotation of a GenBank genome assembly. NCBI's taxonomy places the organism in Eukaryota, Metazoa, Platyhelminthes, Trematoda, Strigeidida, Schistosomatidae.